Molecule: messenger RNA, 5538 nt
Organism: Drosophila albomicans
Lineage: Eukaryota; Metazoa; Arthropoda; Insecta; Diptera; Drosophilidae
Gene: ab
Product: protein abrupt
Exons: 8
Coding region: 616-3408 (930 amino acids)
Biological process (GO): regulation of transcription by RNA polymerase II
Cellular component (GO): nucleus
Molecular function (GO): protein binding
Source: RefSeq, a predicted model, not a curated record
GAAGGUCAAGAGCGCCAAAAUUACAUGCGGUAUUCCCCAAGAAGGAUUCAUCGAGAUACGUCCUAAAAAUAAGUGGAGAAAUCCCCGAAAUAACAGAAUUGAUCACACCGGACCAGAUCAGAGCCCAAAGAGCAGCACUUUAUAUUGAGCUGCCCUGCCCGCCCUCUUCAGCCAGCACUGAGUAAACGUUCCGUCCAUGAUUGUGGCCCCCACUAGUCCCGUGAAAAUGGACAAAGGCCGACAGAGGUUGCCACAACUUUCGCCCAAUUAGCACAGGACGCAGGACGCAGUUAAGCACUAAGAUUGGCGGAACGGCAACUGUAAAUAUUUGCGAUACGCGCCCCACAGACACACAUUCAUACGCACACAACUACACAUACAUAGAGCGGGGACAAAGCAAGCAUUCGUCCAUACAACAAUAGCCAAAUCAGAGCAUUAACAACAAAAGGCCGACGUGGAUCGAGUCCAUUAAGACAGAGCACAAAAGACGGAAGAAGCUAACUAAGAGCGAGAGAGAGAGUGACGGAGAACUGAAGAGAGAGAGAGAGGAGAACGAAAGCAUAGAGUGAAGAGCGAAGAGUCGCAGGACAACGGCUUAAGUUCCUAUACAGAUAAAUGACCGAGUCCACACAGCUGCAAACGGCGGAGAACAACAACGCGGGCGUGGUCAAAAUGGAGCCACCGCCACUGGCGACCUCCACCCACAGCUCGCACACGCUCACGCACACUCACACGCACUCACUGGCCGCCACGGCAGCUGGCGGCGCCGGUACGGCGCUCUCGCCAGCCACACCGCCCCUGCCCCUACCUCCGUUGGGAGGUCAUUCAUCGCAGCAGCAACAACAGCAGCAGCAUUAUGCGCUUAAAUGGAACGACUUUCAGACAUCCAUACUUAGCUCGUUCCGACAUCUUCGCGACGAGGAGGACUUUGUGGAUGUGACCCUUGCCUGCGACGAGCGUUCCUUCACCGCCCACAAGGUGGUGCUGAGCGCUUGCAGUCCCUACUUCCGCAAACUGCUCAAGGCCAAUCCCUGCGAGCAUCCCAUUGUCAUACUACGCGAUGUGCGCAGCGACGAUGUGGAGAACCUGCUGAGCUUUAUGUAUAACGGCGAGGUUAAUGUCAGCCAUGAGCAGUUGCCCGACUUCCUGAAGACGGCUCAUUUGCUGCAGAUACGUGGCCUGGCGGAUGUCAAUGGAGGUUAUCCCUACUCCAAGGCUCUUUCGGCCGCUUUGAGUCACAGCAGCAGCAGCAGCAAUAACAACAACAACAAUAACAACACCGCUGACAGCAGCAAUCACAAUAAAGUUAGCAACUAUUUGCCCACAGCGCUGAGCAAUGCUGGCAGCAAUAACAACAGCAGCAACGGCAACAACAACAACAACAGCAAUAACAAUAACAGCAGCAACAACAGCAACACACACAGCCAGAUUUCACCGUUCAACACGCCUCAGACGCCGUCAUCGUUGCCCGUUUCGAGUGCAGCAGCCGCUGCCGCGGCUUCGUUGACAGCAGCCGUUGCUGCAGCAGCCGCAGCGACAGCAUCAAGUCUGCCAUUGGGAGGCAACAGCCAGGGUCAAAGCCAGAGUGGAGGCGGAAGUGGAAGCGGAAGCAGCGUGACCCCCGCCAUUCAAGAGUUGAAGGCAUCCGCAGCGUCGCCCGUAAGAAACUCCAAUCCGAAUCCAAACCCAAAUCCGAGCAAAGCAAGCAGCAACCACUGGGACCUAAGUGACAUGGAGGGUAGUCGCAAGAGUCAUCUAACUCCGCCGCCUCAGAAGCGUAUUAAGAGUGCCGAUCUGUUCCGUGCCCAACACGGCAUCAGUCCGGAGCGAUUGCUUAUAGACCGUGACUUUCCGGUGGCGGGACAGCAUCCGUUGACCCGGAAUCGCAGCCGUGACACUUCCAAGGAUCGUGAUCGUAGUCUUGAACUCCGCGAGUCGUUGCUAGGCCAGGCUCUAGAGAACAGCAAUGGACAGCAGGCUAAUCAGAAACAUGAUCUUGGCCAGAGUGCCGGAGAAGACUCGAACAGUAGCGAUACGGAGCCAUCAGAUCGUGGAGAUGGUCAGCACGAUGGCACCCUCGAUGGUAUGGACAAUCAGCGCUCUCACUCCUUCCCUAAUGCAUUCCUUGGCCUCCAGGGUAUUCCUGGUCUUCUGCCAGGACCCUCUGGUCUGGGGGGUAAUGAUUUUGUAUCGCGCCGUUCCUUAGAGAUGCGUGUGCGUGCCACUGAUCCGCGACCAUGCCCCAAAUGUGGCAAGAUCUACCGCUCGGCGCAUACGCUGCGUACUCACCUGGAGGACAAGCACACCGUUUGCCCCGGCUAUCGAUGCGUCCUCUGCGGAACUGUGGCCAAGUCCCGCAACUCAUUGCACUCGCACAUGUCGCGUCAGCAUCGCGGCAUCUCUACAAAGGACUUGCCCGUACUGCCCAUGCCAAGCGCAUUCGAUCCGGAUCUUGCAUCGCGACUGCUGGCCAAGGCUGGAGUGAAAAUUUCACCAGCUGAACUUCGAGCUCGCGCUUCACCCACUGGAGGCAGCGGUAGCAGCGGUGGUGCCGGCAAUGGAGGCAGUGGCUCCCAGAAACUGGACCUCAGCAAUGCCAGCGGCGGAAUGGACGAUGUCGAAGACUCCGACGAUGAUCCUGAGGAUCUUACCACGGGCAAUGGACUCUAUGGCAGCAGUGCCAGCGACCUCAGUCGCUACCACGAGAGUUUGCUAAGCAACUUUGGACACGCAAACACAACCAUUUCACGGAUGCGUAACGAAGCUGCCGCUGCUGCAGCAGUUGCCGCUUUGGGCCAAAAGGAUCUGUCAUCUGGCGGGGGCAGUGGCGUAGUUCAGAUGCCCAACAGCAGCAAUGCGGGCCAGUCGCUGCUGGACACAUAUCUUCAGUUCAUUACGGAGAACACGUUUGGUAUGGGCAUGUCACAGGAGCAUGCAGCGGCAGCGGCGUUGCAUGCCGCCAAAAUGGCGCAGCUGAAUGCGAUGGGACACAAUCUGGACAAACUGCCAGCGGGAUUGCUGCCAACACAGUUUGAUUUAAGCAAGCUGACGGGAGGCGGUGGAUCGGCAGCUGGUUAUGGUCAAGGCGGCGCUGGCUUGACCAUUGAACCGAUAUUGAGACGUGACCAACAGCAACAGCCGAGCAGCCUAUCGCCAGAUGCUAAUGGAGCGCUGGCAUUGAGCACUGUGGGUCACAUGCAUGCCAACCUGAUUGGCGGUGGUGGCGCUGACGAUCCGGAUGAGGUUGAUAUCGACGCCGAUGCUGAUGCCGAGAUUAGACGCGAUGGCUCUGAGCCCAUGGAUUUGGGUUUGGGCCUGGAGAACAAUCAAUCAGGCAGCAACAACGAGGUUGCCAAUUCGGAUGCCGAGGAGAAUUACUCUGAGGAUGAAGGAGUGCACAACACAUAAGCAAGAGGCAAUACAUAAAAAAUGUUGAGAGCAAAAGAUAUUACGAUAUAACGAUAGCAGAUAAUUCCUUAUUACGAUAUAUUUGCAUAUUACAUUGAUAGAGAGAUUGAUAGCGCGAAAGAGAGAAAGCGAGAGAGAGAGAAAGCCGUCAACAAAUAAAACAAAAUGAAAACAGUUGUAUACCCACACAAUGGAACAUUUGUAACGAGUAGCCUUAUCCUCAUGUAUACCAGUUUAUGUGUACUAUACGAUACGAUAGUUACGAUAGUUGUCUAAGACUAGAAACAAAUCAUAUAAAUCACACAGAUGUGUUGAGUGUGCAAAAAUUGUAGUAAAAUUUAUGUUGUGCUUUUAAAAACAAAAUUAAAUCACAAGCGAAAAUAUUUGAUCUAUAUAACAGAUUUAGAGAAAUGAUUACUUAGAUAUACAUUGUACUUAUCCUACAUGCUACCAAUAUACACAUGUACCUGUUGUGUGUAGAAAUUAAAAAAUGCGCCGAGCAAGAGAACAAGACAAAAUUGAAUCAUUAAAAAAGUAACAACAAGUGAAAUAUAAAAGAAAAGAAAGAAAAUAUUAAAACUCAAAAUACACAAUAAUUACAGAAACCCCUAAACAUAAACAUAGAUAUAGAUAUUUAAGAUUAGUGUACUAAGAACCUCGAUAAUUGAGUAAACAACUCUGUAAAUAGUAUAUAAAAUGUUGAAGGAGAUACGCACCCGGACAUAAUGAAUGCUCCCAAUUGAAUACUCUUAAUCCGUCUUAAGUUUUAAAUAAUUAUGUAAUUUUAUCAGAUGAAACAAUUCAGAUGUGCCAUGCCACAGAUAGAGCUUACAUUUAACUCUGAAGACAAACACUAAUACGAGCAUGCCUACUACAUAUAGAAAAUAGUAUAUAUAGGGCAUUCAUAUACCUAUACUUAUAAUGCUUAACCAUAUCUCAGGAAUUCACGUGGACGACCUUCCCGCUGCCGCAAUUGAACAGCCGGAAGAACUGAACUACCUCACAAAUGAUUUGUGCAGUCCUUGUACUUAUUAUCCGUACAACCUAAAAAUACUUACAUACAUAAUCUUCCAGUAACUGUACUUACACACAGUAACACACACAAUUCGCACACAUGACAUAAUUAUAGCAGUAUGAUCUGCCUAGUUUUAGGGUUUCCAUUGGAUGGGUGCGCAAUUUUACAAGUUUUUAAUGGAAAAAUGCAUAGCCGCAGCUGUGAGUCGAGUCUAAAGAUUUUCACCAGCUUUCGCCAAGCAAUGUAAAUUUAAUUCUUAUUAUUUAUACAAAAAUUAUGUGUUUAUGUACAAUAACAGGAAAUAAACUACAAUUUUCAAUUUAAAGUCACGUCUCAAAACCUUUGCUAAGACACAAUUAAAUGCGUAAUGUUUAGUACAUGGUAAAUGUAUUGUAAUAGAAUCAAAUACCUCAUCAAACUCAGAUCACACACAACAUACAUAUAUAAGAACACAUCUUAAAGGUUUCUCUCCACGUGUACCAUACAAAAUAUGUAUAAUCGCAAUGUCAUAAUAUCUGUAUUUCCAAUAUGUACAUUUAGUUUGAAUAUGCUCUGUUUAUUUUAGAUUUAUUGUUAGUUUCACGAUCGAAAAUAAGACUCUACAAGAGUUAAACCCCACUUGCCUUAUUAUUAUAACAUACAUGUGUUACUUUAGUAAUUUUCUACCUCAAUUAAUUUAAACUUAAAUGUAAUUUACUUGCAUAUUAUUUAAGCGCGCAAUUUUAAUAAUGUAUUUCUUUCAUUAUUUAGAAUUUGUAUCUCUUGAACAAAUCUUCAAUGAUAAUUCAUCACGAGUCACCUAAUAUAGCAUAAAUUUAAUCAAUAUUGAUGAAAUAUGCAUAGAAAUAAAUUAUUGAAUAAAGCAAAUUAUAAGUAAAUACAAAUACGUUUAAUUCGUUCAUUUUCUCUCAAUCGGUUCCUAAAUAUUUUUUUGCUGGAAAUAAACCACACGCACUCGAAACGCAUACCGAAUACACCGAGAAUUAAGUUAAGUUGCUAGAAUCACAAGAGUUAGUGAAAUGAAAGUCGUUACAUAAGCAAUUUAAGUAGAGAUCCAUGUGCUUAGAAAGUUAUAAAUAUUUAUUGAUAUGAAAAUAAAAUCGCGUUAUGAAGAA